Molecule: messenger RNA, 4945 nt
Organism: Linum trigynum
Lineage: Eukaryota; Viridiplantae; Streptophyta; Magnoliopsida; Malpighiales; Linaceae
Source: the annotation of a GenBank genome assembly
UUGGAAUAGGAAAGGCAAACAACAAAAUUAAUGAAAUUGAAAUGUGAAGUAGUGCCAAACUACUCACAUAGUCUAAUGAUGAGACCCUUAGUAGAUGCUCUUUUGGGAAGUGACAGUUCUCGAGUUUGAUCCUUAUCAAGGUCCAUUAUGGUGCUCUCAAAGACAUUUAAUGGGGAUCUUUGUGGAGGACUCGAGAGGCUCUCAAACAGGUGAACUUUCAAAUUUGAUCUCACUCCGCCAUCGCUCAAGUUGUGUGUUGAUUUUUUUCUCAACCCUCUAUGUUUAUAUGUUUGGUUCAAUUCUCUGCCGUUUUGUUGUUUCAUGAUGAAAACUGAAACCAUGACUUCCUAAUAAAAAAAUAAUUGAAAAAUAGUCUACGUAAACGCAAUUAAUGUAUGCUAACCAAAUGAUUAAUGUCACUUUUUAAAAACUUAUCACAAUCGCCAAACUCGCACUUAAAAAUGAAUAUUUAAAGAACUAAUAGUAAUAUAGUGAAUAUAUGCACCAAUCUCUACCUGUACACCCUAUCAAAUUCUCUAACCCAACCCUAACUAAAUGAGCAAAAUCUUAUACAAGAGCACUUCUACUAUGCUAUAUAGUAUUGGUGCUUUAAUGUACAACUUAAAGUUGUACCAUAACAUUAAAUGUAUAAGUUUAGAUUGUACCAUAAAGCAAUUUGUACCAUUAUGUUAUGGUACAACUUUACAACUUGAAGUUGUACCAUCACAUAAAAGUACAAGUUCAAGUUGUACCAUAAAAGAAUUUGUACAAAAAGUAUAGGUAUAAUCUGAAGUUGUACCAUAACGUAAAUGUACAAUUUUAAAUUGUACCAUAAAGACAAAAUCCUAUAACACCAAUACUAUAUAACAUUGUAAAAUUUCUCCUUAUACAAAAGUAUAAUCUCUGGUUUCUCACAUUAUCUAAAGACCCUAUCGCUUCUCUCAUUCCAAAUACACCAAACCAAAUCAUGCAUACCUAAACCAAAAAAUAAUCGGAGUGGAUGUCAGCUAAUCAAUCCCUCACUCACAAGACGGCACAAGCAUCCCCAAAGAUCCUAGGAGCGGCGCAAACUAAGAAAGAGGUCUUUAACAUAUCCAGCCAUGCUAAGCUUAUCCUAGCCCUCCAUUUGCCAAACACAUAAAAUUAAGAAUCAAACAACCUCGUAAUUUUGUAUUCUCAUUCUCUACAGUACUAAUUUUGCAUUAGCAUGAACUAGGAAUAUUUCUUACCGUCUUAUAAAAGCUAGAAAAAUUCUGGCGGUCGGUUUCCACACUAUAACGAGACAACGGCAUGGACCUUAAUUACUUGUAUAAUAAUAUGAUAAUCCUGUAGUCUAUAGAGCACAAAUCAAAGCCAAAGAAUAAUCAAAAGGGCAGGAAUUUGUUUGUCUCCCACCUUCCCACCUAAACCAACCAGUUUCCAGAAACAAGUAAUCAAAAGUUUCAACAGUUGUUUGAGAAAAUGGGUCAUAAUAAGUCAUAACCCAGUUGUUGUUUAGAGUUAAAGGUCCCUUCUUUUCUAAGUUUUCUACAGCGCCAAAUUUCCCUUCUGUUUCCCCCAUUAAUGCUUGGGUUUUAAGUUCUAACAUGCCCUUGUAGUCUUGUGGGGUUGGUGCAGAUUGUCCUGACUUGCUUAUUUCUCUUUCUUUCUCUUUUCGGGUACUGGUAAGUGUACAGCCAGAUAGAUAUUGAUGCUUAGAGAUUAUCAAUCCUUCUGGAGAUUCAUUUCCCCUGCAGAAAAUUCGUCUUUAGAUCUGGGGAAAAACAAAGUAUGAACCCAGCGCAGUCUCAGAAUGUAGGCGUUAAUGGAGUUGGAGAUUCACAGGCUUCAUCUUCAUCUUCAUCUUCUUAUUCUUAUUCACAGGGUGAUGUGGGCAAUGGGAGACCAUCUAAUGAUGAAGUUAAUGGGGCAGGACCAAGCAUUAGGAAGGCUGAUCUUUCUCUUCAAAUACCACCCAGACCAGUAAGUUUUGGAGCUAGCCGAUUUGGGAAAGGAUUGCCGAACUCUCAAACUGCUAGCUCGUCGUCAUCAUCAUCGGGAGGAGGCUUUCUGAGGGCAUUAAGCUUCAAGAAGAGAAAUGGCGGAGGGUCUGUGGGUGAGAGGAGCUCUCUGCUCAACUCAGAAACCUAUUCACAACAACCUCCAGUUAGUCCUAUUAUAGCCAAUCUCAAAUCUGCAUUUUCCAGAUGCACAUCACUUCCACCCGCUUCCGCUUUAUCUCCCACAGUCUCAGUUCAAACUCCUGUUUCAGCUCGAUUGCCCGGUGAAAUUCGUGAAUCGGAGAAAGUUGUAGUUUCAAGGUCUCUUUCUGUUCCGGGGCGAAACUUUGUCAUUGUACGGUCUACAUCCUUUGCUACUCCCAGACAGCAAACCCCUGGUGACUCUUCUAAUGCACAAAUAACUACGGAUUCCAAUGAGGAAGACGAUGAUGAACACAUCCCAGAAGAGGAAGCAGUAUGCAGGAUCUGUCUUGAUGCAUGCGAAGAAGGAAACACGCUCAAAAUGGAAUGUGGGUGCAAGGGUGACCUCCGACUUGUACACGAAUCAUGUGCCAUCAAGUGGUUCAGCACCAAAGGUAACAAGAACUGUGAAGUCUGUUGUCAGGAAGUCAAGAACUUGCCUGUGAUCUUGUUCCGAGUAACAAGCUACGCCCAGUUCAAUGGCAGGCAGCCGCCUGGUGGUAGUCAGAGCUUGAGGGCUCAACAAAUAAGUGCUUGGCAGGAUUUUGUUGUGCUCGUCUUGAUUAGCACGAUAUGCUACUUCUUCUUCCUCGAGCAAUUACUGAUCCGGGACAUGAAGACACAAGCAAUCGUAAUCGCUGCACCAUUUGCAUUUGCUUUAGGCGUCAUGGCAUCGAUAUUUGCAGUCAUCCUAGCGAUCAGGGAAUUCAUAUGGACAUACGCUGCACUCGAGUUUGCACUGGUGGCUGUGACCGUGCACAUUUUCUACUCCGUUCUCGAUCUGGAUGCUAUCUAUGCGAUACUUCUAGCAGCAGUUUUCGGGUUUGCUGCGGCCAUGAGCCUCAACUCGUUGUACGUUCAGUACUUCGUCUGGCGAGCUGGGGCUGCUCGGAAUGCUGCCCUCAAUGCUCCCCCUGUGUGACUUGGAACUGAAAUUUGCGGGGCUAAAAUCUUAUAUGAAGUGGCUGGUGAUAACUGGCAAGAGGCAGUUGUUUGUGUAUAGUCCUUCUUACUGAAGUUCCAAGAUUCCAGGUUGCGAAAAUGGAAAUAGUAGGCAAAUGGCACCACAAUAGUAAGUUUGGAUCGAUGUAGUUGUAGUGUCAACUAACUGGCCUAUGGAAUGGGCCGAUCAGCAAGAAUUAUGGGCUUGUUGGCUGAAUUGGGCCAAUUGAAUCCAUUCCUACAAUUUGACAAAUGGCAAGGAAAUCUGAGCCCUGAGGUAUCAAGGCAAAAUCAUGUCAAAAUCCUUCUCAAUUAUCAGUAGUGAAAUCAAUUGGAGGGAAUCGAGGUAUAGAAGUAAAAUCAAUUUUGAAGUAUGACGAACCUCUAACUGUGUAUUAUGAAGAGUUUCGUCAUUUCCUGAGUCUUGACAACACUUGAUCUAGGUUGGAUUGAACUCAUGUUAUCAGUCUAAAUCAGUUGGUCAUGUAUCCUCGUGAUGUUUAUUUGUUUCUCCUCCUUUAAUUGGAACAACUAGUUAUUUAGCCCGCGCUACGCAGCGGAUUAUUUGAUCUAUUUUUUUUUUAAAAUCGAAUAUGACAUAAUAAUAGAUUAUCAUUUCAAGAUUUUAAUUUUUUUUAUUGGAUAUCUUUUUUGUUCGAUUUAUUUUGUUGAUUAAAACAUGUGGAGUCUUUUUACGUGCAAGGCUUAUUCUUCCUGGUUUCUUAAAUAUUUGAUAUUUGUGUCGUAUAAAAGAAACAUAAAACUCGGUAUAGAUCCUAGAUCUCACUCUGUUAUGAUUUUAAAUUGGCCAAUAUUAAUGGCUCUGACCACAUAAUUUGUAAUUUUUAGAAAUGUUUGAUUUUGUUUAAUUUGUAAAAUCAUUUGCUCACUCAUAAUUGAUGAUUGUGAACUUGAUAUAUAUAUUCAAAUCAUUUUACCUAUAAUCCUUAAGCCCGAAGCACAAACUUCAAUACUACCAUAACUAUCCACUUAAGGAAUGGAUUUUACCACUCCAUAUUUGUAUAUCAUGAUGUAAAAUGAUCAUGUUCAUCACCUACCUUGAAAAGAAUAACAUGUAGUCAUAUAGAGCAACCGAAAAGGGAAAUGAAAGAAUAGGGCAGAGAAUCAAAAUUAAGACUAAGAAGUCACUUAUGCAUGAUCUAGUUGGAUUUACCAAAUAAAUCAGUGGUCUUUCGAUGCAAAUCACACUUUUAUUCCACUGUGUUGUUGUGCGUGCCAUGAUAUGAGCCGCUUCAUUGGCUUCUCGUCUAUUAUGAGAACAGACUCCUCUCCGAGGCCUGCAAGAGACGCUUUAUAUUCCUUCAAACCACCCCUAUCUCAUAUCGAGAGUACUCCCGGGUUGUGAAACUUUUGUGCUAAAGACAAAGCAAUCAAUCAAUUUCCAUAGUCGGAUUUGACAGCUCAAAUUGGUGUGUGAGAUGAGCACCCAGCUCGGCAGCUAAUGCCUCUGCCAUCUCACGCUGCGAUGAAUUUCCCUCAUUCGUUUGGUCAUUAUAUAGUAGUGUCUUAAAGGCAAGUAUAAGAGAAUCGAAACCAUGAUUCUUUUUUUUUUAUAAGUCACUUUCAGCAAGACUGCAUGAAGUAAUACACAGUAAAUGGAGCAAUAACAAAAGACAACCACGUAUAAAAGCAUUUAUUGGGCACCUAAUGAAAAAGAGUUAAACUUUGAGCCAAGGAAAACAACAAAAGACUUAGAAAAUCUCUGUUUCUUUUGAUAUAUCAACUAUGCAGUGUGCAACUCUGUUUGCCAGUACUAUUCAUUCAAUUCAUAACAGGCUUGAGAAUAUAAUGAAUGUCCUAUG